This is a messenger RNA of Schistosoma turkestanicum, 3516 nucleotides long. The record is from the annotation of a GenBank genome assembly. NCBI's taxonomy places the organism in Eukaryota, Metazoa, Platyhelminthes, Trematoda, Strigeidida, Schistosomatidae.
AUGUUUACGGAGAUUAAGCCGGAGGUGACUGAUUUCAUUGAACAAAGUCGAAAGAAAAGAAGUGAACGUCGUGAUGCCAAAGCUAAAGCCACUUCUGCUUUGGUCAUCCAAAAAAACUGGCGAAGUUUUGUAGUCAGAAGAAACGUUAUUCGAAGUCUUCGUUCGGAAUUCGACCUAAAUAUCGUCGUCGGAAGUGAUAACAAGUUGGCUCAGUUAAUUCCUGCCACUGAACUUUUGAGGUAUACAAAAUAUCUUAAGUACCAAUAUAACCCGAAACGGGACUAUGAACGUUUGUUAGUUCUUAUUCGAUAUAUAUUGAAUUCUGUGGAAACCGGAGACUUUAAAGUCUCUUAUGUAUCCCUUGCCCUAAGGAAAUACACACUGGUGGAUUGGAUAAAUACAACGAAGUGGCUGUUCUCUACGAUUGUUGGACACUUGGGUUCUUUAGAUCCAUCCAUUCCAAGCGAUUCAAGAAUUAUAAACAUAUUCUUAUCGUUCUUACUGGUUCACACCAAUUGUUGCCAGUGGUCGCUGGUUCAAGAUGAAAAAUUGAAGCCUGCAAUGAGCCGACUAGCCACAACAUUUCUGCAGCAUCUUGUUCAAAAGAGUUUAUUUGAACAUUUGAAUGGUUUGGCUAGACACACUCCUGCAUUAACAAAAGUCUCCUUGACUGGAAUAUUUACCAUCGCCAUGAGACCCUUAAUAUAUGAAACGUUCCCUCAGAAGCUUGUUAUUUUAUUUACGAAAAAUAUCUUAACUGUGCCUGGAUUUAUACUGCAUAUAAAUUCCAUGAUGAAUGAGGCAUAUGAUAUUAUAGUGAGUGAAAGACUGUGUUCCAAAGUCAUUAUGACAUUAUACAGUAGUUCAGAAGAGUUCGAUAGUCUACUAUUUAAGCUAGAUGGGUCAUAUGUUCUAUGUUUAAUUGCAAAUCUCAUCCAACUCAGUCUGUUAGAAACUGAUAUUUUGGCAUCUCAUUGUACAGAAUUUUGUAUUGUUGUAUCCAAAUCUAUGCAUUAUUUGAGUACCUAUGUUGGUAGUAAAAAGUCGAACCAUUGCAGUUGGCAUCCGAUUUUGGGGUGGUUCGCUCAAUCGUUAGACAAUUCUUUACAAUCAGCCAUGUCCUUUGUAACAAGCCAGUUAAGACUACUUUGGAAUGGCCGCAUGGUUCGUCUUUUAUUUGCUGAUUUGUAUGCGCAAGCUGAAUUAAAUUUACCUGACGCAAAUGCAUCAGACAGUGGCUCAUCCAGCACAACUAAAACUUGUACAACUAACCAACACGGACCUGGUAUACCUUCGAAGGCUGAGAAACUUGCUGUGUUAGGCUUAUUGCCGCCUAUCUCACGUAUGGGUGGUAGUAAGUCAGGAAGUUCUGAUGUUGAUGGUUACGGAUAUCGUGUACGCCAUGGUCUUUCAAAUUUUCUACGUCAGAUAUCCAAUUCUUCAUCAUAUCGUGCUAGGUUUCAAAAUAAGAAAGAAAGAACCAAUAAUUACAUUCCAAAUCUUUCUACUGGGCGAUCAGAUGGUCCUGGACCAAGUGAUUUGCCGAAAUCGCUAAAAGCUGUAUGUAUGCUUUAUUGUUUUACUGCUGGAAGUUUAAAGGAAAUUAGAAGCGCUAUUUUGGCAGGUUUAUCAUUAGGUGAUUUACUACCUCGUAUGUGGCGUUUGAUUUCUUGUUGUGGGUCUGUGCGUGAUUGGGCUCAUGUGAUUAUGAAUUCUCAGUCUGUUUACUAUUUAGAACCACACGAAUCUCAUUUAAUGCAAAUAUUUGCUUCAGCUACAAGCAAUUUAUUAAGCAUACUAGAUGAUGCUGAAUUAUUUGAAUUGAAAAAAUCUUUUACAAUCGAUGAAUUAUGUUCAAUGGGUUCAUUUUUUAAUCAUCUAAUUUAUGAAUCAGUUAUUAUGGUACCGGAUCCUAAUCAACUUAAAUUAUGGAGUCCAUCUUGUAAAGAAGAUAAUAAAUUGAGUAAAACCAAUGAAUCUGUUGUGAUUAAUAAUACCAGUAAUAAUAAUAAUAAUAAAUCUACUGUUCAAUCAACUAGUUCAUCUACUGUUAUGCCUAAUUUAUUUACAAUUUGUUUACGUUUAUUAUCUGUAAUCUAUGAACGAGAUAGUAGACAUUUAUUUACACCACCGGAUUUUUGGUUAAUAUCAAACCUUAAAGUCUCAGCAUUUUUAGCAGAUUUACGUAAACCGAAACCACAUGCAACAUUUCUGCUCAAGCAUAUCCCGCAUAUCAUUCCUCACAAAGACCGUGUUAUUCUUUUUCGUGAUUUUGUACGUGAAGAUAAAGCAUCACUAGGGAUACAUACUCGUACAAAUUGGCUAACAGAUGAUGGUCCAGUUGGUGCUGUUAUCACAGUUCAUAGAAAUCGUAUUGUUGAAGACGGUUAUCAACAAUUGGCAAAUUUAACUUCACCUCAGUUACGUAUGAAAAUACGUGUACAGUUUGUAAACGAAAUGGGUUUAGAUGAAGUUGGUAUUGAUUUGGAUGGUGUGUUUAAGGAAUUUUUAGAAGAAACACUUCGUCGCGUAUUUGACCCUAGUUUAAAUUUAUUUCGUGUAACCAAUGACCAGCGUUUAUAUCCAUCACCCACUUCACAUUUACAAGAAAGUCAUUUACAGCUCUUUGAAUUUUUGGGUAAAAUGCUUGCUAAAGCUAUCUAUGAGUGCAUUGUUGUUGAUGUGCCAUUUGCGAAUUUCUUUCUAACUCAAUUACUUGGUCGUGAAAAAGCAGGCUGUUACAGUUUUCUUGAUGAAUUAGCCACAUUAGAUAGAGAAUUGUACAAAAGUUUAAGUUAUAUUAAACAUUAUGAUGGAGAUGUUUCUGACUUGGAGUUCACUUAUUCCUAUGCUGAAGAUUGUUUAGGUCAAAUGAUUAUACAUGAUCUCUGUCCUGGUGGUCGUCAAAUAUCUGUCACAAAUGAUGUCAAAAUCAGUUACGUUCAUAGCGUUGCUCACUUCCGAAUGUAUAAACAAAUUAGAGCCCAAACUGCUUCAUUUAUACGAGGAUUUUAUUCUAUAUUAAAUCCUGAUUGGUUGGCAAUGUUUUCUCCACCAGAAUUACAAACACUCAUCUCAGGCGAUAGUAGUUCAAUGGAUAUUGAUGAUUUAAAACAACAUACACGUUAUUCAGGUGGAUUUCAUAGCAAUCAUCGUGUAAUUCGUUGGUUAUGGGAUAUCUUAAGACGUGACUUCGACGAUAGAGAACGUAGUUUAUUUUUAAAAUUUGUUACCAGUUGUUCUAGACCACCUCUCUUAGGGUUCGCUAAUCUUGAACCACCAUUUUGUAUACGUUGCGUACAUUAUACUAAUGAAGACCAAGAUGUUGGUGAUACUUUAGGAUCAGUACUGAAAGGAUUUUUGGGGGUUGUUGGACGCCGUGAAGAAGUAUCUCGCCUACCAACCGCAUCAACUUGUUUUAAUCUUUUAAAAUUACCUAAUUACUCAUCCCGCAGUGCAUUAAAAGAAAAGUUAAGAUAUGCCAUAAAUAGUCAUGCUGGCUUUGAGCUGUCGUAA